Molecule: messenger RNA, 1350 nt
Organism: Cucumis melo (muskmelon)
Lineage: Eukaryota; Viridiplantae; Streptophyta; Magnoliopsida; Cucurbitales; Cucurbitaceae
Product: protein trichome birefringence-like 38
Exons: 5
Coding region: 116-1204 (362 amino acids)
Cellular component (GO): Golgi apparatus
Molecular function (GO): O-acetyltransferase activity
Source: RefSeq, a predicted model, not a curated record
AAUCUAAAUUGUUUCUGGGAGUGAGUUUUUUGUUAAAUCUCCCCUCUUUUCAUCUUCUUCUUCCUCAUAAAACCCUCCCCUGUGUUUCACUUCCUCUGUGUGUUUUGAGUUUGUAAUGAAGAUAUUUGAAAUGGAGAAGAGAAUAAGAAUGGUGAUUUUGUUGAUUGGGUUUAUUACGAUGGGAUUUGGAAUUGGAGAUGGAGAGACAGAAUGCGAUUUAUACAGCGGGAAAUGGGAAUUGGAUUCUUCGUAUCCGAUGUAUAAUUCAUCGGAAUGUCCAUUCAUAAGGAAGGAAUUUGAUUGUAUCAAAUAUGGCCGGCCAGAUCGUCUCUAUCUUCACUUCAGAUGGCAGCCAUUGCACUGUGAUCUCCCCAGAUUUGAUGGAGAAGAUUUGUUGGAGAGAUUUAGAGGGAAGAAGAUAAUGUUUAUUGGAGAUUCAAUAAGCUUAAAUCAAUGGCAAUCACUUAUAUGUUUGCUUCAUGCUGCACUUCCUAAUUCCACCAUUGUUCAACAAUCCAAUGACACCACUCGUACUAUUCAAUUCAAGGAAUAUGGGACUUCAGUGAUGCUAUUUCUAAGUCAUUACUUGGUUGAUAUUGAAGAAGAAAAAGGGAUCGGAAGAGUUUUGAAGCUUGAUUCAAUCAAAAGUGGAGAUAUAUGGAAGCAAAUGGAUGUUUUAAUUUUCAAUACUUGGCUUUGGUGGUACCGCAAAGGAUCUGGACAACCAUGGGAUUACAUUCAAGUUGGCAAUGAAAGAGUGAAGGAUAUGGAUAGAAUGGAAGCUUUUAGACAUGGAUUACAAACAUGGGCAAAUUGGGUUGAUUCACAAGUUGAUACAAACAAAACCAAAGUCUUCUUUCAAGGAAUUUCUCCAUCUCAUUACAAUGGCAAUGAGUGGAAUGAGCCAGGAGUAAGAAACUGCUUUAAAGAAACAACUCCAAUAAAUGGAUCAACAUACCCAGGUGGUUUGCCAGCAGCAUCGUGGACACUUGAAAAAGUUUUGAGUGAAGUUACAAAGCCAAUUCAUGUACUUAACAUAACAACACUUUCUCAACUUAGAAAAGAUGCACACCCAAGCUCCUACAAUGGUUUCAAGGGAAUGGAUUGCACACAUUGGUGUAUUGCUGGCCUUCCUGAUACUUGGAAUCAACUUCUUUAUGCAACUCUCAUUUCUUCUAACACAGUACACAUAUAUACCAAUUAACACUUGUAUGUAUUACUUAAUAAUUAUUUAGGGUUUCCUUUUUUUCCUUUUUUUUUUAUGAAUAAAAUUGUCGUACAGGACGGUCAAUUAUAUUAGAUAUCAUUCUUAUUUAAACCGUGGAAUGGAAAGUUAUACAUUAUAGUUUU